AUGUGUAAAAAAGGAAAAAGGUCCGGUGGAGUCAAAAGGAAGAUUAAAAGAGAAUAUAAAAAUAUAACAAAUUACCAACCAAAUGAAAAUAGUGAUACUGAGUCGUCAUUUAUAGAGAAUGAAAAGAAUGUAGUCAUGAAUCGAGCAAUCUACAGUCAAGCGCCACUUCAGUCGACGUCUUACGAAGGUUCCGCAGCAAAAACGUCAAACAUUGAUAUUGAAAGUGAAAAUUUAAUAAAACCUUGGGAAACUGAUAAUGACAUAUUUUCAUGCAGCAGUACAAGUAAAGAAGACGAAUUUUCAGAAAAUUUAGUGUUCCGUCGUAAAAUUAAGGAAUGGGCUAUAGAAAGAAAUAUAUCUCAAAAAGCUCUUAGUGAUUUCGCAACAAUACUAAAUUGCAGAUUUCCGGGAAUAUUACCACGGGACGCUAGAGCAAUUAUAGGUGUAUGUAACUUUAAUGCAAAACAUGGUUGCUUAAAAUGUGUCACAGUAGGAGAAUACUCAUACUUAUCACAUACAGUGACAUUUCCUGAAACUAUUUGCCACCCUAGAACAGACCAAGAAUUUCGAGAAAAAAAGUAUGGGAAUCACCAUAAAAAAGAUUCUCCUCUACUGAAGUUGCCUGUUGAUAUGACACAAAACUUCCCGGUAGCAGAUUCUCUACACCUCGUGGAUUUGGGAAUAAUGAAGCGGCUAUUUGUUGUAACGGUAAUUUUGGAAAAUCUAUUACCAAAUGGAGUGCCAGAGAUACCGAAACAGUUUCAAAUUUUCUUAUUAAACGCAAAUUGCCAUCUGAAAUUCAUAGGUCAGUAA
Molecule: messenger RNA, 813 nt
Organism: Arctia plantaginis
Lineage: Eukaryota; Metazoa; Arthropoda; Insecta; Lepidoptera; Erebidae
Source: the annotation of a GenBank genome assembly